Molecule: messenger RNA, 1066 nt
Organism: Rhododendron vialii
Lineage: Eukaryota; Viridiplantae; Streptophyta; Magnoliopsida; Ericales; Ericaceae
Product: PI-PLC X domain-containing protein At5g67130-like
Exons: 7
Coding region: 1-999 (332 amino acids)
Biological process (GO): lipid metabolic process
Molecular function (GO): phosphoric diester hydrolase activity
Source: RefSeq, a predicted model, not a curated record
AUGGGUGGUCUAGUUAGUAACAUCAUUCUGAUCGGAGUAUCUGUUUUGCACUAUGUAAUUCUAUCCCCCAGUGCUCUCUCUGACCAUCAACAACACCAGAUCAAAGGAGUUAAUCACCAAUAUGCAAGAUCAAACUUCUCAGAUCCAUUUAAGAUCGUGUUUCCUGCCAGUAUGAGAACAAAUACAGAAGAUAGUGUCACGCGACAGUUAAAUAGUCCCGCUAUUUACCUAUUUCAGGAAGUUGAAGAAUUCUUAAAUUCAAAUCCAUCUGAAAUAGUCACACUCAUCUUGGAAGACCAAGUUGAGACUCCCAAUGGACUUGCAAAAAUUUUCAAUGUUACUGGGUUGGCAAAAUACAUGUUGCCAUUAUCGAAAAUGCCUCGAUACGGCGGGGAUUGGCCGCGAGUCAAAGACAUGGUUGCUGCUAAUCAGAGGCUUGUAGUCUUCUCUUCAUCCAAAGCCAAGGAAGAAAGUGAAGGAAUUGCUUAUCAAGGGAACUUCGUGGUCGAAUAUAAGUAUGGAAGGCGGGGAAAGGAUACGUGGAACUGUACUAAACGCGAUGAUGAUUUAUCGCCACUAGAAGAGAAAAGAAAAUCUUUAGUGCUACUCAACUAUCAUUCGACACCAAUCUUCGCGAGGUACUAUAACGAGAUGAACUCCAAAGACCUCAUGAACGCGACUCACAAGUGUUACACAACCGCUUCUAAUAACUGGGCAAAUUUCAUCGCGGUUGAUUAUGGCAAGGGAAUAGAUGUACGACCGGCAUUUCAAGCUGUUGACUUCCUCAAUGGAAAGCUACUAUGUGGAUGUGAUGAUGUGAAUUCAUGCAGAGGUGGUUCUUGGUGCCCUUCGGAGGUGGAAUUUGGUAUCAUGGCCAAGGUUUUCAAAAUAGGAUACGUAUCGGGUAUUAUUUUUUUCAUUUUGUGUGUCGUAUUAGGAUAUGUUAUUCCACGUAUCGUAAGAUACAUUAAGAAGAGUAGAUAUAAAUUGAAAAGAUAGUUCUUCAUUUCUUCCAAAUGUAAGAUACACAAAACGCCGGAUAUAUAGAAUAAAACCUUUGAUUCAA